Messenger RNA from Saccostrea cuccullata (small rock oyster), 869 nucleotides. RefSeq lists its product as uncharacterized. The transcript is spliced from 4 exons. NCBI's taxonomy places the organism in Eukaryota, Metazoa, Mollusca, Bivalvia, Ostreida, Ostreidae. The coding region runs from base 16 to 555 and encodes 179 amino acids. The record is from RefSeq and is a predicted model, not a curated record.
AUUCAGACAGCCAAGAUGCAUUCCUUUACCAUGUUUACUGUUUUCCUACUUAUGUGUGCCUUAUUUGCUGACGUUUCAUCCGGUUGGCUAAUAAUUAUGGGAGGAAACGAUAGAGGAUGCCCAUGGCGAGCCGGGGCUCAUCCUUUUUAUUUUGGGACGACUCACCUAGGUUGCAUCAUGAAACAUGGUAAAAAGGGACGAAAACGUAGUGCACCUUGGAGAGGAACGUGGGAUCUGUGGCAUCGUUUCAUUCAAUAUAGAGGAUUUUUUUAUGAUUUUAAAACCAACUCCAGAGUAUCCAUCGCUAGAAGUCGAUUAAAUGGACACUUGUGUCCUGGGGCUAGGGAACAGUACCCUGCUGGCUAUAGCGAACUAAGUCCAGAAUGUAUUGAAGGUUGCGCCAAAAAUUACAAAUGUCAAUUUGGUGAAUACAUCUUCCCGAUCAACAACUGUCAUAAUUUUGCAAACCGUCUGUCUGAAGUUCUGUGUAGAAGAGGUACAACGUGUCCCGGCUGGUGUAUGGGAGGCUGUAACGACGUGGAACAUAAUUAUUAACAAUUGAAUGAAGUCAUGUUUAUUUUUCUGCUUUUAUUUACUUGAUACAUGAACAUUUACAGACUAUAAAAUGUAUUUACUUGAUCAGUUCACAAAUUUUAUACUUUGUAUCCUACUUAUGUUCAUUUAUUGUGGCUGAAAUUGUGAGAAUCCGAUUAAGAAACAAAAACAGAAAGGAUUUUUAGAUUCAAUUCUUUUUCACGUCUUUUUUUUUCAAUAAUACAGUUAUUUGCAUUCCAAUGGGUACAUGUACCAAUUGGGUACCAAUAUACGAUAUAUUCCGAUAAGCCUGAAAUAAAAGAUAUAUCACAGAG